ACUGUCAGGUGACAAACGAUAUCGCACAAUCAAAAUAAACACGUUCUUAGCAAGAGUGAUAAGAUCAUUGUAGAAGCAAAGCAAUACAUUUUAAUGCGUACACAAUUUAAUGCUAUACGAAAAAUACCAACAUGAUUUCCAGAAUAUUAGCGACCACGACUUCUUUCUCUUCUGCUAGGAACGCAUACUUCGUAAAAAUUGUUACAUUUUCCUCAAAGACACCGGAUAAGCCAAUAAGUCCCCGAAUGGAAGAAUUCCAGAAAAAACUACGAGAGAAGACACCAAUUGGUAAAUUGGACGAGCUUACAGGCAACCAUCCUUACCAAGAAAAGGAGCCUCUUCAAUCAUGGCCCGACAAUACAAAUCCGAACACCGGUGAAGUUGGUGGGCCGCGAGGUCCUGAACCUACCCGUUAUGGCGAUUGGGAACGAAAGGGACGGGUGUCCGAUUUUUAGUUGCUGGAAAUUAUAAGAUUUCCCAUAAUUGUGUACAUAGUAUGCUUAAAAAAUAGAUCUUAACUACCGUUAAAUGCAUAAA
Molecule: messenger RNA, 537 nt
Organism: Topomyia yanbarensis
Lineage: Eukaryota; Metazoa; Arthropoda; Insecta; Diptera; Culicidae
Product: succinate dehydrogenase assembly factor 4, mitochondrial-like
Exons: 2
Coding region: 132-455 (107 amino acids)
Biological process (GO): mitochondrial respiratory chain complex II assembly
Cellular component (GO): mitochondrion
Source: RefSeq, a predicted model, not a curated record